Messenger RNA from Numida meleagris (helmeted guineafowl), 7146 nucleotides. RefSeq names its product ATP-dependent RNA helicase DDX25-like. Gene Ontology annotation, biological process: poly(A)+ mRNA export from nucleus. The coding region runs from base 16 to 1716 and encodes 566 amino acids. Gene Ontology annotation, molecular function: RNA helicase activity; ATP binding; RNA binding. The transcript is spliced from 11 exons. NCBI's taxonomy places the organism in Eukaryota, Metazoa, Chordata, Aves, Galliformes, Numididae. Gene Ontology annotation, cellular component: nucleus; cytoplasmic stress granule. The record is from RefSeq and is a predicted model, not a curated record.
GCUAUCCCUGACCCCAUGACCCCUCACACCCCCUCCCGCCGCCGUUCCCCCCCCCUCCCGGGACAGCCGCGCCACCGCCAUUUUCCCCGUCGAACGGUGGCUCCAUGGCGGCGGCAGCGUCAGGCGGCCGAGGGCCCCAGCGGCCGAGGGCGCCGAGGCGCAGCCCGUCCCCGGGCGGCUACCCUAGAUCCAAGCCGCUCGGCCGAGACAGCUUCACCUCUCGGCGCCGGGAGGGGUCCGUCUCCCCGGGCCUUCGGCGGGAGCUCCCCGGGCACCGUCGGGGUGAGGGAGGUGCGCGGUCCCACCUCGGCGCGGGGCUUUGGGGAUGGGGCCGGGGACAGAGCCUCGGCCGGGGCCGUGCUGAGCGCUCCCCGUCGGUUCCCGUCCGCAGAGCCCUCCCGCUUCAGAGAGGAUGAGGAGAGCGACGAAGAGGAGAGAGAGGACCUGGCUGAGAGCUCGCUGCUCAACAAGCUGCUCCACACCUCACUGGUAGAGAACAGCCAGCAAGUGGAGGUGCUGCAGCAGGACCCCUCUUCACCGCUCUUCUCCAUCAGAACCUUCGAGGAGCUGCACCUGAAAAAGGAGCUUUUACAGGGCGUGUACACCAUGGGCUUCAACAGGCCAUCGAAGAUCCAGGAGAAUGCUCUGCCCAUCAUGAUGGCACAUCCACCCCAAAAUCUGAUUGCACAGAGCCAGUCCGGGACGGGGAAAACUGCAGCAUUUGUCCUGGCAAUGCUGAGCAGAGUGAAAGGUGCUGAGAGGUACCCACAGUGCCUUUGUCUGGCUCCCACCUACGAGCUGGCACUGCAGAUUGGCCACGUGGUGGAGAAGAUGGGGCAGUUCUGCAAUGACAUCAAGGUCACCUAUGCUGUGCAGGGCAACAGAGUGUCCCCAGGCACUGUGCUGGAGGAGCAGGUUGUUAUUGGCACACCGGGCACCAUGCUGGACUGGUGCUUCAAGCGGAGGCUGCUCAACAUGAGGAGGAUCUGCAUGUUUGUGCUGGAUGAGGCUGACAUCAUGAUUGACACGCAGGGAUUCUCCUCCCAGAGCAUCCGCAUCCAGAGGGCUCUCCCCAAGGACUGCCAGAUGCUGCUUUUCUCUGCCACCUUCAAGGAAACUGUCUGGAAAUUUGCCCUGCAGAUUGUCUCCAGGCCCAUCAUCAUCAAGCUGCGACAGGAGGAGCUCACUCUGACCAACAUUAGGCAGUACUAUUUUGUCUGCAGAAACUGGGAGCAGAAGUACGAAGCCCUCUGCAACCUUUACGGCAGCAUCACCAUUGGACAGGCCAUGAUCUUCUGCCAGACCCGCCGGAGUGCAGACUGGCUCUCGGUGAAGAUGAUUCAGGAUGGGCACCAGGUGGCCAUGCUGACGGCAGAGCUGUCCAUUGUGCAGAGAGCUGACGUCAUCCAGAGAUUCCGUGACGGCAAGGAGAAGGUUCUCAUCACCACCAAUGUCUGUGCGAGAGGGAUUGACGUGACCCAAGUCACAAUUGUGGUGAACUUCAGCCUUCCCAUCAACUGUCAGAAGCAGCCAGAUUUUGAGACCUACUUGCACCGCAUCGGGCGGACAGGGCGCUUCGGGAAGAAGGGCAUCGCCUUCAACAUGGUGGACAGCCACAGCACGCACCUUGUGCACUGCAUAGAGGAACAUUUCCAGACUGAGAUCAAGAGGCUGGACCCGGCUUGCAUGGAUGAGCUUGAGGAACUGGAAAACUGAGCAAAAAACAUGGCUUAGCUCCAAAGAACUCACGUUUUGGUUUAAAAUGUAUGGGAAAUCUAGGAGAAAUCUGGUUUUCUAAGUUCCUGAAGGUACGUGGUUUUGUUGUGACAUUUUAGAAGGAGAGUAGGUGAAAAACCCUCACCCUAAAAAAAUUAUUCUGAUUGAUUUCCUUGCUGCUUUGAGGGAAUGUACCUUGGUGUUCUGUGGAAAUGCUCUUUGGUUUUGGGGCAGCGUUCGCCUGUUUUGGGUACUACUGCUCUGUUUUGGAUACUGUUGCCCUGCUCUGGGCUCUGUUCCUUGUUUUGAGGUGGUGUUCUAUGGUUCUGGGGUGCUGUUUGUUGUCUGAGGGUACUGCUAUUCUUUGUUUUGUUGUUUGGUUUUUUUUUGUCUCUGAAAGAAAUGAGUUUAAAGCUGGCAAGUCCCAGUUCAACCAUCUUGGUGUCUGAGGUUUGUGUGGAAACUUGUUUUGAGGGGAGGAACUACUGUUCUGUAAUGUGUUAACUUAAUUUCAGGGAGUGUGAAGAUGAUUUGGAAGCUUUGGGGAGCCAGAAAACAGUUCAUUAAAGAUAAUAAACACAAGGGGAAAAUGCUAUUUUUUUCCUAAUUUCUUCCUUUCCUUUUAAAUACCCUACUAUAAAAGCAGUUCAAUGCUAAAUGAGCACUUUGUUUUAGAGGGUGUUCAGCAUGCAACAUCAAAAACACUCAGUUACUCCAGUAAUUUUCUCAGGUCAACACUAAAAUGUUUUAUGUUAUUGUAAGUCUUGGCUCUUAAUGGAAGGCCUGAUUUUCCUCUCACUGACACCAAGAUUAACUUUAUGGAAGACUAUGGAUUUGCACUGCAGUAUUGCAAUGAAUGGGGUUAUACCACAGAAAUCUGCUGUAGCCAGAUGUGGGUAGUAACACCUAAAAGCCUCUUUCACCUUGGUUUCCAACAAAUUCUGCAGGAAAUUCCUAAAAAUUACCUGCUCUCACCCCUCUAGUUACUAUUACAAAACUUUAAUUAAGGAAUUAACUUCACCUUUUUCUGUUGUUGGUGCAUUGUUUACUGAGUUGUCAAUCUUAAGUCAGGUGGUGUCACGUAAUAAAGGCUUAACCAAUAUGGACUUAGCAAAUACAGACAGAUUACUAACAGUACUGAAUUUCAGCAUGCCAGGCAUCUGCAUCUGUCACUCUCAGAAUAUUGUUGUUAAUACAUACAAUUUUUUUUUUACAGUUCUAGAUUUUAAGGGAGGGGAAGGAAGACAAUUUGCACUUUGGAACUGAAGCUGAAUGUUUGCUUUCAUUUUGCCAGUUUAGUAUUUGCAUUGUCUUCCAGAUACUCUAACACCAGACAGAUCAGCAGGAAGCCAGCUGUUGUACUGCACGAUGCACUGACAGUCAUCUCCUGACUCACAGGCUCAGCAUUGUCUCUUGAGACCUAAGCUGAGUACAGGGAAGCAAUGAGAGGCUUUUCCUGCUUUAAAUUGGUUUUCAGUAAGAAUGUGCUUUCUUUUUCAGUCUUUCCUCCUGUAUCCAGUUCACAGUCUGCUUUCAACUAUUCACAUCUAUUAACAGGAACAAUAGAUGUAAUACCCUUGCUUCUUACUUGUUUUUGUCGUUUUUAUAUUCUUUCUAAUGCCUUCCUUUUAACUUCCAUAUAAAAGCUGUGUUUAAUGCAGCUCUCCCCUUAGCUACUUCUGUUUCUGCGUAUGAUUUUCACAAUUAACGAGAUCUUAGACAAGUGGAUGUUAGCAGAAGGUGUUCCUGCACACCUACGCCAGCAGCCUGCCUAAAUUUUCACAGCACAGCAGAAAAACAGCAAGAAUGGUGUUGACAGAAGCAUGUAAGUCACACAGCUCCAUAUACGUGGCUUGUUGCUUGCUCCGUGCAAAGACUGAGAGAUGUCAUGGAGAAUUGUAUGCAGGGAAAAUCUGGGGGUACCAGGCUCUGUGCAAGACACAAACUGAACAUUUUUUGAAGCUGUAGGUCUGAAAGAUGUUAAUUAAUGUCAGUGACAUUAAUAACAAAGAAAUGAAAGAAAACGUGUCAACAAACUUUCCAUUCUCUACAGUGCUUUGGGGUCUUAGUUUUUAGCUAUUUUUUUCUUAAAAGGCAAUAGUUUUUGAGAAGAUUUAAUGUCUUUUUUCUUCCUUUUUUUUUUCUUUUUUAUUUUACAAAAAGGACAAAGAAUGUUUUCGAGAACUGUGUUUGGCGGACACAGAUGCCUUCAGGCACAGGGGCACCGACACCUGGUGCCAGUGUUCAUGCAACCCAUGCUCAACUUCCACCUCUGUUCUACCCUGCUGUUUACAUGAUCUCCCUCACCCUCCAGGUGUUUCUAGCUCUCCUGACUGUGGUUAAGGGUAUCUUUUCAGCAGGCAAUCUGGAUGUGUGCCCUUCCCACUGCUCUCCACAUUUCCUUUUCCCUUUGCUGUUUGUUCAUUCAUAUACUUGCCAACUAUUUGGCUGCUGCGAGUUAGAAACUUGUCCCAUCUCUCAAAAGUCUAAUGAACUCUUUAGUCAGCUUCUUAAUUGUGUUCAUAUCUGUCCAUUCCUGUCUACAUCUAACACAUUUCUUCUACAAAUAUUCCCUAUGGAAGGUAGACCUCCUUGGAUGCAGCCGGGACGUGGCAUCCAGUUGAGGGGAGUGUUUUGCUAAUCAUUCAGUUGUAUCAUCUACUUUGUUGACAAUAAAGAGAAAACCUUCUGUGCCUAUGCGCAGCUGGUUCUCUGAGGAAGGAGAGUGGGAGUUGGUGCAAGGGAGCUGUAACUUUGAGCUGUGGACUUCAGAGGAAAAGACUGAUGUGAGCAAUAGUGAUGCAAGUUCCAUGGAGCCAGUGCAAGUAAUAAUGGGGAAGUGUACAGCUUCUGCAGUGUUUGCCUUAUAUAGUAGUACAUGCAAAUUACCUUCCAUCAGUAAUGUACAGUCGUCCAGGUGUAUCCUCAAGGUAUAAGAACUAGGUGGUCAAGGAAGCAGGCAUACCCUGUAAGUCGCAAAGGAGGGAAUUGUUUCAUGACAAGUUUUUAGGUAACAGAAGAUUGAGACUGGUUAUUUGCAGAAGGUUCCUGCUUACACAGCCACGAGGCCGCUCAUAUGAUGGGAACCGGAGUUUGGUGCUGUUCUCAGCAAGGCGUCCCACGAGAGGAACUUCAAAAAGGACCACAGAGCUCGACUGAAGGACACACCAAAGGACCCCAAGGGUCCCAGGACCACCACCACAGAAAGACCGAGCACGUGCAAGGACACAGAACCCUACGUUAGUGAUUUUCGGGAAAGUACUGAGUACCAUUCCUGGGACUCAGAAAUCAUCAGACUUUGAAAGAGUUUCUGGAAAAUAAGUUGUUCAUGAAAAUAUUUUUGUGUCUGAAGGCAGUGGGCACAAAAGACAAAUCAAGAAGGUCAAAAGAACUUGAUCUCAUUUCAAAACAAAACAAUUUCUCUGUCUAAGGGUCUCCUGUGGCCAAAGAGGACUUAUCGCAGACUUUCUGUACAAAGUCUGACAUUGAAUGUACUUCUGAAAAAGAUACUACAGAUAAAUGCCAAGAUAAAGAAGAUAUAACUCUGUUGAGGUACCACCCAUUAAAGACUCUUCUAUUGUGAAGCUGGAUGAAGUUUUGGAGAGUCCAUUUUCUAGAGAAAAUGAGUAAGAGAAAGUGUAAUGAAAAUAAAAAUAGGAAAAAAUAUAAGGAAAAUACAGAAAACUCUUAAAAAACAGACAACGACCGCUACUGAAGACAGAGAAUGCACUGAUACUGAAGAGAGGGUGAAGCAAACCGGAAGCAAAGCAGAGGGUCAUUCCCACAAGAGGUGGUCCUCUCAUAGUGUGGAAACAAGCAAAAUCCUCCUGAGCAAGAGUACUGCAGUGGAAACAAGUACUCAUUGUCCUAUAGUGAAACAAAGACCUGAUGUCACAUCUCAAAGCAGAGGUCAAGAACAAGGUAGGAGUAUAUAGUACCGUUCCAAACAAAGACAGAACUUGAAGCAGAUAAAGACACAAUCGAAGUGAACCAUAGUUCACCCAUGAACUCGCUCGCCAUGGAGAUGGCAAAAAUGCAGAUACAGCAAUAAUUACUGUUACUCUCAUACUAGAAAAUAUAGUCUAGAAUGUUCUCUCCUUGUGAUAAAGAUUUGAUGAGUCAAGCUUAUUGCAGAUCAUGUAAGGAUUAUCAUUACAAAAGCAGAUGGCCUCACAGUUCACUCUCUAGGGAGGAAGAUGUGCGUCAGUUUAGCAGCCCCAGAGCAGACUGACUGCAUUGUUCAGUAUGUCAGCAGCAAUCUGAAAAAGAUUUUCCUGAAAAACAUGCAUUCCACUUGUGUGAGCUCAUUCAAAUUUUGAGGACUGUCCCCACAACAGUGGAAAACAGCACCAAAAGAAGAAGAUGCAGUCAGUCAGACUGCAGACUCAGAGUGAAUGCAAAAUGUAUGAGAACUUAAGAAUGAAGAGAUUGUAGGUCAGGAAAAGAGAAAAUGUUAGAAGGCCAAAAAGAAAUAGAAAACGAAAGGUAAACAUUGAGAUGACUACAAGUAUGUCAACGUAAUCAGAUUUUUUUUCCUAAUUGUCUUCUUGGUAUUCCACAUGUCUUCGUUUCUAACUUAGCUAUAGAGCACAGUCUGGCUGGGAGUUGUGUUGUUAUGAUGACAUGAGAUGACACCCACUGGUGUAAUUAUGAUUACAUGAGAUGAUGCCAUGUUCUGGCAUGGUGUGGACUCACCUGCAGGGUGUACCACGCUGGCUGCAGGGCUGUGGAGAGUGAGUAUCAACAGCCAGAGUCCCAGCAGGGCAGCUGCAGUGCUUGUUAAAGGGCUGCAGUUAGCAUGGCUGGGAGUGUCUUUGAGGGACUGCUUUUACUUUUUCCUUCUUUUUAAUUGGGGGAAACAGUUUUAACUGUUUUAUCUGAUUUUCCGAAAUCUGUUUUCAACAUGUUGUGACUAGUUCAGGCGAUUUUUUUCAUCAGUAAUUUCCUUGCAUGACAUCACAGACUUCAGAAAGUCGUAAAGCAAACAUAAACUCACUUGAAUGAAGAAAUAAACAUCCAGUUUCAUCUCUCGGGUAAGCCUCCUCCAGCUGGAGUCAGGCACUUGCAAAGUUUCCUUCGUAACACCUUCCUUUUGCACAGUCAUUGGACUUGUAACUCAAGAAUUACAUUGGCUCUACUUGCAACGUGAAUGUGUGACAGAGGUGUAGCAAAGCUCCACUCAGGGAGUUCCCAGCCUGACUUUGGAAUUAUCUCACGUUGAGCUACAGCCAUUCUGAGGGACUGGCUACUGUAAAAACUGCAAGCUCAGACAGCCGGCUAGAUUUACAGACAUGCUGAAACUUCUGCUCAGGAAGGAUUUGGGCAAGCUCCAUUUUAUCAGUGUGUCUGGAUACACUGGCUAUCUGAACUGGUUAUUUCCACCAUAUCAUCUAUACCUACCUGCUUAUUAAAGUUUAUUGGGACUUUGUA